Molecule: messenger RNA, 1576 nt
Organism: Brachypodium distachyon (stiff brome)
Lineage: Eukaryota; Viridiplantae; Streptophyta; Magnoliopsida; Poales; Poaceae
Product: UDP-galactose/UDP-glucose transporter 2
Exons: 6
Coding region: 292-1392 (366 amino acids)
Biological process (GO): transmembrane transport
Cellular component (GO): Golgi membrane; endoplasmic reticulum membrane
Molecular function (GO): transmembrane transporter activity
Source: RefSeq, a predicted model, not a curated record
UCAGGCCUUCGGGGCACUUCCUUCCUUCCUCGCCGUCUAUACAAGGAAGCGUUUCAAAAGCCGCGUGCUCGCUACUUAAAGCCCGCGAGGGAGCUGCCUCGCGUCUCGUCUAUACUUUCCUUCUUUCCUUCCUUCCUUCCGUCGCAGAUUACCGCUUCUCGUCGUCUCGCCCACAUCUUUCCCGGCCCUUCCCAUCAAUUCGAGAUUCAUCCUUUUCAAGGAUCUUGAGAGAGAGAUUAGUACCGGAGACCAAUUCUCCGUUGGAAUUCCCGGGCGAGAGAGUCAGAGAGCAUGACCGGAGCGGAGGAGCAGGGGAGGAGGCUGUUCGGGGUGUCGCUGACGGACAGGCCCGUCUGGCAGCAGUUCCUCAUCUGCUCCUCGGGCUUCUUCUUCGGCUACCUCGUCAAUGGCAUCUGCGAGGAAUACGUCUACAACCGGCUCCAGUUCAGCUAUGGGUGGUACUUCACCUUCGUGCAGGGGUUCGUGUACCUGGCCCUGAUACGGCUGCAGGGGUUCACGGUCAAGCAGAUGGUGAACCCGUGGCGCACCUACAUUCGCCUCUCGGCCGUUCUCAUGGGCUCCAAUGGCCUCACAAAGGGCUCCCUCGCCUUCCUCAAUUACCCCGCGCAGAUCAUGUUCAAAUCCACCAAGGUUUUGCCUGUGAUGAUAAUGGGGGCAUUUAUCCCCGGUUUACGACGCAAAUACCCAUUCCAUGAGUAUGUAUCUGCGGUGAUGCUCGUCCUCGGCCUCAUACUCUUCACGCUUGCGGAUGCGCAGACAUCGCCUAAUUUCAGCAUGGUUGGCGUGGCCAUGGUCUCCAGUGCGCUCAUCAUGGACGCCUUCCUCGGCAACCUGCAGGAGGCCAUCUUUAAGAUGAACCCAGACACUACACAGAUGGAGAUGCUCUUCUGCUCAACUGUUGUUGGGUUACCUUUCCUUGCUGUGCCGAUGGUGUUAACAGGGGAGCUAAGGACAGCAUGGAAUUCGUGUUCUCAGCAUCUGUACGUGUACGCCGUGCUAGUGUUCGAGGCGAUGGCGACGUUCGUGGGGCAGGUGUCGGUGCUGUCCCUCAUCGCGCUCUUCGGCGCCGCGACGACGGCCAUGGUGACGACGGCGAGGAAGGCGGUGACGCUGCUCCUGUCGUACCUGAUAUUCACGAAGCCCAUGACGGAGCAGCACGUCACGGGGCUGCUGCUGAUCACCAUGGGGAUCGUGCUAAGGCUCCUGCCGGAGAACAAGGAGAAGAAGGGCCCGGCCGCGCUCCGGCAGGCCAAGAUGGCGGUGGCGUUGCCGCAGCGUGGCGGCGGCGAGGAGGAUCGGCAGCGGCAGCAGUGGCGGGGAGACGAUGAUGUGGUAGAGGAGGAGGGGGAGGAGAAAUCGCCGUUAGUAUGAUGGAUGAACUGAACAGAACUGAUGGAGUAAUAACAAACCAAAGUGCUGUGCUGCAGGAUAGGAUACAAGAAUAGUUACAUACAUUUUCUCUGUCUGUUGAGAUCCUCCCUCUGCUACUAGUACUGUUUCUCAAACUUUGGUUUUAUUUGUUGGUACCAGUACUGUUUUUGUUCCUCUGGCUUUC